Colletotrichum karsti is the source of this 1290-nucleotide messenger RNA. Its product is annotated as benzoate 4-monooxygenase cytochrome p450. The coding region runs from base 1 to 1290 and encodes 429 amino acids. The transcript has 2 exons. Gene Ontology annotation, molecular function: oxidoreductase activity, acting on paired donors, with incorporation or reduction of molecular oxygen; heme binding; iron ion binding. NCBI's taxonomy places the organism in Eukaryota, Fungi, Ascomycota, Sordariomycetes, Glomerellales, Glomerellaceae. The record is from RefSeq and is a predicted model, not a curated record.
AUGCGGGUCGCGCCUAACUGGGUCGUCUGCAGCGAGGGCGACGCACUGCGUGGGCUCUGGGCAGCCCGCUCGCCCUGGAAACGAGGCCAGUGGUAUCGAGGUCUGCGUUUCGAUCCCUACUCGGAUAGCGUAUUCACCGCCUUGAAUGACAAGUACCACGAUACUCUCCGUGCCAGACUCGCCGCUGGGUACGCCGGAAAAGACGUCGAUGGCGUCCAGGAAUUGAUAGACGAACAAGUCAGUGAGCUUGUCAACCUCCUAGAGACUCGCUACCUCUCGACCGACACCGAGUAUCGCACAGUUGACCUUGCCGCAAAAGUACAAUUCUUUACCCUGGAUGUCAUCUCCGCCCUAGGCUUUGGCAAGAAGUUUGGUUAUCUGGAAGCGGACGCCGAUGCGCUUCGGUACAUUGAGAUCACUGAGAAGUCAGUCCCUGUACUACUGGUCUUCGCCCUUCAGCCCUGGAUGUUGAACAUUCUCCAAUCUCCCGCGCUCAAGUUCCUCUUUCCUGACGCGAAAAACAUUAUCGGCAUCGGAGAUGUAAUGCGGAAAGCGACUGAGGCUGUUUCUGAGCGUUAUGGGGAGAAGCCCAUUGUCAAACGCGACAUUCUUGGCUCAUUCGUGUCUCAUGGGUUGACACAAGAGCAGGCCGAAGGAGAGACUACUGUCCAGAUCAUCGCCGGCUCCGAUACCACCGCCACAACAAUACGUUCUACCAUAUUAUUCAUCAUAACUAAUCCACAUGUCUACGCUCGUCUACAAGCCGAAAUCGAUUCUGCUGUACAGGAAGGGCGCAUCUCUUCCCCAAUCACAGACGCAGAAGCGAGGAAAAUCGAUUAUCUUCAAGCUGUUAUCAAGGAGGGCCUGCGAAUCUGGCCCCCGGCGACAGGUCUAUUACCCAAAGUGUCUCUGCAGAAUGAAGUACUUUGCGGAACUCAUGUUCCCGCGGGAACCAACGUUGCAUGGUCGCCUUUCUCGGUCAUGAGGGAAAAGAAAGUCUUCGGUGAAGACGCGGACAUGUUCCGACCCGAGCGAUGGCUUGACAUAUCCAAAGAACAACAUCGUUUGAUGGAGACCCAGGUCAUGCUGUUGUUUGGAGGAGGAAGUCGAUGGGAAUGCCUUGGCAAGAACAUUGCGAUGAUGGAGUUGAAUAAAGUUUACGUUGAGCUUUUAAGGAGAUUUGACUUUGCAAUCGUUGAUCCAUCGAAGCCGUGGAGCUCCGUGAACUUCGCGGUGCACAUUCAGAAGGAGUUUAACGUCAAAGUGACACGGCGCGCUGUACCUGUCUGA